CAUCAUGCAUCAGCCAUCGAUGGCGAUACAUACCUUGAUUCGAGGCCGUAUCAUAUCACUCAGGGGUUCCAUGUGUCUACCACACUCUUUAUUCGACCAUCAUCCAUAACUACAUACCAUGGCCGCUAGACGGUGCCAUAUCAAUAACAGCAAGCUAUAGAGAUCAACAACUACCCCUAUCUAUAAUCCUGAUCUCAAUCAGAAUCAACAGCUCUCACUACCACCACCACGACUAUUAACCACCACCACCAUGCCAUCUAACCGCAAACCACCACCCCGUUUGACAUCACCUCCACCUCAGCAAAUGACUCGGAAACCUUCCCUCCACACGGGCCACGACGAACAAGGCCGCCCCGUUGCUUGGGGUGCCAGUCGGGCGCAAUCCCGUAUGAGUGGGCUAGGGCCAAUCCACCAAGGCGUAGGUCAAGAUGAGGAAUCGGAUCAGGCCGGGGAAGAAGCUGUUGGGUUGUUACAACCCACUCCGAGAAGAGAGGGGGAGGGAGAAGCGUUGAGCAAUUUCGAAGCUGCCGUACAGGCUUUGAGGUCUACCGGGGUCGCGGGGACGAGCUCUUCGGGAUCAAGCGAGGUCUCCAGCUCCACUGCACCUUCAAGACGAUCCUUCCAGAGUCAGCUUUACAGCGGGAACCGGACGGGGAUUCAGACGGGGCACUAUGUCAAGCGGAAUCAUCAUCACCCUCUCCCGACUCCACAAGCACAAGCCGCCCCGGUCGAUCUCAAUUACCCGAGUUCGAUCCAGUUUCACAAAUCCGCGGGGUACAUCAGCGUACCCAGCGUCAAACCCGUCGUCAGGACGAACGGAUACCAAGCUCUCGACGUCAACGGGAACGCCUCUGGCGGAUCGACGCCUACCGUGGGGAUAGGGGCUGGGUUGCCGGAUCUACCCGUCUAUCGGCCUGGCGGUGGGCUUCCCAUGCCAGUCUCGAUGCAGGGGAACAAGAAUCAGACUGGGUUGGGGAUCGGGUUACACCCUGUCCGUGCAAAAGAGGAUGAGGGUCCGGCGUCGACUGCCAGGAAUGGAAAUGGCAGGAACGUUUCCGGUCCGUUAAGACGGCGAGGGAGACGGAGUCGAAGUCCUACUCCUUUCCCGGACGACGAGGAUGAGGAUGCGGUUGGGGGGACAGCAAGGGCGGAGGACAAGGAGAAUACCGUAGGGUUAGGAGGAGGUCGACCGGAUCCGUUCGGUUCGAUCGAGAUGGAUCUGGCUAGGAGGAAAAAGGAACAGGAAAAGGCCGAGUUGACGGCGAUCUAUGACACAGCCGUCAAACGACAAGCCUUGAAGAAAGGAUACGCCAUGUACGUCGAUGUCGAAGCCGAUGGCCACGGUGACGGGACCGGAGAUAUGGGAGAGGUCGAGAUGAUGGAGACCGUGCCCAGGUAUCCCUACAACCGUGAGGAUGAGGAAAAGAGGAGGAGCGUCGAUCUCGUCUCGUACCAUACCAAGGACCCCAGAUCGUCCGUGUAUGCGCCGUUCGAUCAUGCCGACGAGAAAGACGGUCUAGACAUUGGAGAUUACAAGCAUACCGACGGGCCCAACGAUCUUCGUUACCAGGACGAAACCGACGACGAUGACGACGAUGAAAUCGACGAAAAGUCCAAGUUCCCUCCUUCUUCGACGGCACACUUCGGUCCGGCCCCACAGGGUCGGGUCAUGAGGCGACAUUUACAGAAAAAGGCGAAAAAGGUCGUCGAGCUCACAGAGGGGAACUUGGUCAUCGACCUCAAGAUCCCGACCAAGUUGGAAGGGUUCUUACCCGCCGCGACGAGAGGGAGGAUGGGAGAGGACGGGGACGAGGUUUUGUACACCAGAUACUCGGCUGUCACUUCGACACCAGACGACUUUGUUGCCGAAAACUUUACACUCCGACAGACGCAGUAUGGACGAGAGACCGAGCUCAUGAUCGUCAUCACCAUGUACAACGAGGACGAAAUCUUGUUCCUCCGGACGUUACAUGGAGUCAUGAGGAACAUUGGACAUCUCGAAGGGAGAAAAAAUUCGGGAACGUGGGGUCCGGGGAGUUGGAAGAAGGUGGUCGUGUGCAUCGUCGCUGAUGGCCGUAAGAACAUCAGUCCAAGGGUUCUCGACUGCCUGGCCUCGCUCGGUGUUUACCAAGAAGGAGCCAUGAAGAACUCGGUUCAGGAUAAACCCGUACAGGCUCACGUGUUCGAAUACACGUGCACCAUGGGCUUGACACCAGACAUGAAGUUCAAAUUCGCUAGUACCGACAAGGGCAUGGUUCCGACUCAAAUUCUGUUUUGCUUGAAGGAGAAGAACGCCAAGAAGAUCAACAGCCAUCGAUGGUUCUUCAAUGCGUUCUGCCGGUCGCUUGAGCCGAAAGUGUGCAUCCUCCUCGACGUCGGGACUCGGCCUGGUCCCAAAUCGCUUUAUCAUCUGUGGAAGGCGUUCGACCAGAAUUCCCAGGUUGGAGGCGCUUGCGGCGAAAUCGCAGUGUACAAAGGUCGAGCGUGGAAGAGUUUACUCAACCCGCUAGUCGCAUGCCAGAACUUCGAGUACAAGAUCUCCAACGUCUUAGACAAGACGACUGAGAGCGUAUUUGGGUACUGCGCAGUGCUCCCAGGGGCAUUCUCCGCGUACAGAUGGCUGGCGUUGCAAAACGAUACGACUGGCAAAGGCCCUUUAGCAAGCUACUUCAAGGGUGAAGUAUUACAUGGUCGUGAUGCCGACAUGUUCACAGCCAACAUGUACCUCGCGGAAGAUCGAAUCCUCUGCUGGGAGAUUGUCGCCAAACCGAAACACAAUUACGUGCUAAAAUAUGUCAGCGCCGCAGUCGGCGAAACAGAUGCGCCUGAAGCCAUUCCAGAGUUUAUCAGUCAACGUCGUCGUUGGCUCAACGGAUCCUUCUUUGCGGCGGUCUACGCCCUUACCCACGUCUUUGACUUGUUCAAGACGGAACAUAGUUUCUUCCGCAAGAUGGCAUUGCUCCUGCAGGCUUUCUACAAUGCAAUCAUGCUUGCUUUCUCGUGGUUCUCUCUGGCCAACUUUUACAUCUUCUUCAUCAUCCUCACAUCGGCGCUAGAAGAUCCCGCUUUCGGAGUACCCAAGAUCUCGAUCUUGAACGCUGUGAUGCAAUAUGUUUAUCUGGGCACGGUCAUAGCCUGCUUCAUCUUCAGCAUGGGGAACAGACCACAGGGAUCUGUAUGGAAGUACACCUCAGCAGUGGUCAUCUUCGCCGUGCUUACGGUAUACAUGAUCGCUGCUGCUAUCGUCUGCAUGGUACAGGCCUUCAAAAACAUCCACGACCCCAUUUUUGCCCAAAUGAUCGUUUCUGUGGUGUCCACCUACGCUGUCUUUGUGGUUGCAAGCCUCCUGGCUGCAGAUCCCUUCCAUUUGUUGACUAGUGCGGGCCAGUACAUUCUCUUCCAAGCAUCCAGUAUCAACAUCCUGAAUGUUUACGGUUUCGCUAACACCAACGAUGUCAGCUGGGGUACGAAAGGCGCCGAUACCACGCAAAAUGACCUCGGAGCCGUCAAGGGUGUUGGAAACGAAGUUGAGGUGGAAUUACUGGCGGAUCAACACGACGUCGAUGCUGCUUACAGCGAGGCGCUCGACAACCUGAGAGUAAGGAAGCCGAUGGAAGCCGUCAAGGUAAAGUCGGCUUCACAAGAAGAGCAGAUGCAAAAAGACUAUUAUGCCAACGUGAGAACCAACGUCUUGCUCGGCUAUGUCCUCAGUAACGCGCUAUUAGCUUCAGUGAUCCUGGGCGGCAGCAGCAAAUACUCAACAUUCUCCGAGUCUUCCAGUCGAACAUCGGUCUAUAUGCUGUGCAUCUUGAUCUUUGUCGCAGGGACGAAUCUUUUCCGUUUGAUCGGGGCCAUCCUCUACUUACUUAUGGGCCUUGUCACCCGUCUUCGGGGCAUCUUCUAGACGCGCAAGGCGCAUGGACAUUAGACAUCUAUCGCAUCGUUGUAUACAAUCAUUCAUAUCCCGGCU
Messenger RNA from Filobasidium floriforme, 3970 nucleotides. RefSeq names its product chitin synthase-domain-containing protein. The record is from RefSeq and is a predicted model, not a curated record. The transcript is spliced from 18 exons. Gene Ontology annotation, cellular component: cell periphery; cell septum. Lineage: Eukaryota; Fungi; Basidiomycota; Tremellomycetes; Filobasidiales; Filobasidiaceae. Gene Ontology annotation, molecular function: chitin synthase activity. The coding region runs from base 251 to 3904 and encodes 1217 amino acids.